Molecule: messenger RNA, 532 nt
Organism: Cynara cardunculus var. scolymus (artichoke)
Lineage: Eukaryota; Viridiplantae; Streptophyta; Magnoliopsida; Asterales; Asteraceae
Product: kirola-like
Exons: 2
Coding region: 35-490 (151 amino acids)
Biological process (GO): defense response
Source: RefSeq, a predicted model, not a curated record
AAGGAGAUAACUGGCUAGGAUUGCGUAGAAAAACAUGGUUAUAACAGGAAAGGUAGUUCGUGAAGUGGAUAUCAAUUGUGGUGGCAACUUCCUCCACCAAUUCUUCAGCCACAAACCACACGAAAUGGCCAUCAUUGCCCCUGAUACGGUUCACCGUGUCGAUCUUGUUUCUGGGCGAUGGGGUGCUCCUGGAUCUGUCAUUUCUUGCCACUUCAUCCAUGAUGAAAAAAUAAAUAGUGUAAAAGACUUUAUCAAAGUAGAUGAUGAGAAAAUUGUGUUCAAGGUGAUUGAAGGAGAUGUAUUGCAGGUGUAUAAUGCGUUAAGCUUUAGUAUUCAUAUGGAAGAGGCUGAAGAUAAGCAGUCGGGUGUUUGGAGUGUGAAUUUUGAGAAGGCGAAUGCAAGUAUACCUGAUCCAACUCCAUAUCUAGACUUGCUUUGUGGUUUCACCAAAGAUAUGAAUGCUUAUAUCCUUAAGCAGGCAAAUGCAUGAUCGUAAUACUCUAAUAAUGAUAAAAGGAAAGUGUUUGUACCU